Messenger RNA from Cryptomeria japonica (Japanese cedar), 525 nucleotides. Its product is annotated as putative methylesterase 13, chloroplastic. The coding region runs from base 1 to 525 and encodes 174 amino acids. Lineage: Eukaryota; Viridiplantae; Streptophyta; Pinopsida; Cupressales; Cupressaceae. The record is from RefSeq and is a predicted model, not a curated record. The transcript is spliced from 3 exons. Gene Ontology annotation, molecular function: methyl jasmonate esterase activity; methyl salicylate esterase activity; methyl indole-3-acetate esterase activity. Gene Ontology annotation, biological process: jasmonic acid metabolic process; salicylic acid metabolic process.
AUGGAGCGUUUUCCACAUAAAAUUGCUGCAGCUGUCUUUGUUACUGCCGUCAUGCCCCUCAGUGGAACGACUCUCCCUAAGUUGUUGAAGGAGAUCGUAUCCGUAAUCGGAGGCUUAGGAGACUCUACAUUUUACUAUGCAAAUGGGAAAGAGAAUCCAGCAACAUCCUUCAAGUUUGGCACCCAGUUUGCGCGAGAAUUUUUAUCACAGAACAGUCCUUCUUGGGAUCUGACGUUGUGGGAGUCGCCGGAAAAGAAAUGUCCAAUAUGGCAAGAACCUCUUUUGUAUACAGCUAAAAACUAUGGAAGUGUUAGGAGAAUAUUUGUUGUGUCGAAGGUGGAUAAGGUUAUUGUGGAGGCGUUCCAGAGAAAGAUGAUUGCAGAGAAUCCUCCACAAAUGGUAUACGAAAUUGAAGGAUCUGAUCACACCGUAUUCUUCUCUAUGCCUCUUCAACUGGCUGAGGUGCUCAUGAAAAUUGCUAAUACGAGUGUGAAAGUGAAGCAAUCAGCUGCAGAUGGAUUUUAG